AUGGUGCAAGAAAUCAAAAUGAAUUCCGCUUUCAAAUUUGUCACAUCUACUCCGCGUAUCACAUCGAUCUUGGGCAUUUUAAUUCCUAUAGCUUGGGUUGCUGUGUCUGUUCUCCCUUUCGUCUUUGCCUUCAGUCGUCAACCUGGCCUGGGAAGAAAUAUAUAUUACCUCCUCCUGACUGGCUGCCUUACCCUUGGAUUUAUCACGUCAAGUCGUCUGCCUGCCGGUAUCGAUUGGCUUUGGGCCUUUUUAUGCGUCAUCGGAAUUAUCCACCAAAGUGCCGGCCUUCUGCUCGAACCAUGGGUCGUACCAGUUGCAAACCAGUCAGUAAAUCAUGACAUUCUUUACCUCGGUUUGAAAUUAUGGGGGAAUCCACGAAGACUAAGGGUCUGCCAACUUGGUCAAAAAAACUCGGUGUCAUGGCAAAAACGACUCACUUUUGUGUUCCAAAAAGUUGGCCUUGUUUUAUUACUUGGAAUCCUGUAUCUCAUGGGCGAGGCGGUGGUUGCUCUGGUUCUCUAUCCGUUGCCCAUGAAAUGGAGAGUAUCCUUUCGAUACUAUUUUGGCUUUAAACCAGAUCAUCCAGUUCUAGUCCGGGCAGUUUUUUGCGUGCAUUGGGCAUGGGAGUCUUUCGUUUUUCUUACCAUAGGUCAUGCCAUACUUGCCAUACUGUUUGUGGGAGUCUUAGGGGUGGAUAUACCAAGCGAAUGGCCAUGGCUCUGGGGCAGUCCAGGUGAGGUGUACAACCUGCAGAGAUUCUGGGGUAUUUUCUGGCAUAAAAUUGGAUCAGUUUCUCAGUUGGAGUGGGGGCGGUAUUUGUCGCGGCGUGUACUGGAACUCAAGCCUGGUUCUCCUAGAGAAAAAGUCUUCCUUGCCUUUUUUAUCUUCAUGGCCUCUGCUAUCAUUCAUGCCUUGGUAUCCUGGAGCGUGAAAGAUAAAUCAGAAUCUGUGGCGAGGAUAUACAACUUUUCGCUAUUUUUAAUAUUCAACUUCUUGGGAACCCUUGGAGAAUAUGGUCUUAAACAGCUUUUAAGACACCACUGUCCGCAAUUUAGAGGCAGGUUUGAGCCUGGGAUUCAGCUAUGGCGCAGGUUAUUUGGCUUUCUUUGGGUAUUUCUGUUCUUUUUCUGUACUCUGCCACCGUGGGAAUACCCAUACUUUCCCGGGUAUGCCAAUCAGGUGAAGGUAAAUUUCAACGUUAUCAGAGAUAUGUAA
Messenger RNA from Trichophyton verrucosum HKI 0517, 1215 nucleotides. RefSeq lists its product as uncharacterized. The transcript has a single exon. The coding region runs from base 1 to 1215 and encodes 404 amino acids. The record is from RefSeq and is a predicted model, not a curated record. Lineage: Eukaryota; Fungi; Ascomycota; Eurotiomycetes; Onygenales; Arthrodermataceae.